Messenger RNA from Juglans regia (Persian walnut), 2104 nucleotides. RefSeq names its product brain acid soluble protein 1-like. The coding region runs from base 1117 to 1977 and encodes 286 amino acids. The transcript has 2 exons. The record is from RefSeq and is a predicted model, not a curated record. Lineage: Eukaryota; Viridiplantae; Streptophyta; Magnoliopsida; Fagales; Juglandaceae.
AAAUAAAUCAUCAUGCAUAUUUGUGCUUUAUUUCCUUUUUCACUGCAACAAGCUCUUUGUGCAUUUGCUAUGCAUGAUCGUGUUUAUAUGGGCUUGUGGUCUUGAACUCUUAGGUGAUAACUUUGUCAGAAAAGUUUAUGGAAAAUUUAAUUAAACAGAACAUCCACCAAAUCUUCCAUAUUCUCUGCCUGACCUUGGCUGGGGAGCUGAAAUAUUCCUGUUUGAUUUUACUUUUACCUAGUUUCAAGUCAGGAGAAUUAUUGUCUUUGGUUCUGUUUGCAGCAGUUGUUGCUUGGGCUUGAAUACAAGAGGUGAAGUUUUUUCUUUUAUUUCUCACUUCGGUGUUGUGGUGUGGCCACUUUGAAUGUACUUCAGCUAUAAAUUCAGGGAAACUAUUGCUAAUAAUAUGAGGAAAUUCCAUAAUGAAAAUUUCUAGGUGUGAAAUAGCUAUACUUGAUGAAUAUAACAGUUCUUGUCUUCUAGAUGUAAGUGACAUUAAUCUAGUUCAAGGGCCAAAAAACAGAUUAAACAAAUAGGGAGACCCUUAGUGACAUGAGGGGAAUAUUCUGGUAGCCAGGAAAAGUUUCAUUUGUGAAAAAAGAAAUAAGGAUUAAGAUUCCCUUAAAUUCUAACCCGAGUUUGAGGGUCUCAAGUGAGAGAAACACAUGAAGUGCGUUGUACAAUAUUUUUUUAGCAAGAGAUGUAUAAUUGUAUCUUUUGUGUGAGUUUUCGAACAAUAUUAAAUACUCAAUAAAUACUGUAAAAUUCAUUUAUAUGUUUCCCUCCCACUUGUGACUGUCAAAUUUAGAAUAAAAGUUAUCCGUUUGAUUAAUAAAACAAACAGCUGGAGCUUUUAAUAAUGUGUUUGAUUUGUACGACUCAUUGGCAACUGCUAAAUAUACAAACAAGUCAACCGAUGGCAACCGUUGGUUGGCCUCCUCAAAUCAUUCUUGGCCACAAACCCCUCUUUAUAAACCAUCGUACACACACGAAACAUACCCCAUGUUUCUCACAUCAUUUUUCUUCUCCGUCUUCUUCGACCAUUCUAUCUAUAAUAAUAGAGCUAGCCAGAGGGAGAGAGAAAGGAAGGUUCUUGUUGGUUCUUGAGCACUACACAUGGGUAAUUGUGGUAGUUUGCCGAAAACCAAGGGUGGCAUUGAUGUCUCGGUUCUGGCAUCUGAGCCAACUACAACUAAGAAGUUGGUGGAAACCAAAGAGGAGAAGGAGGAGGAGGUGAAGGUUCAGCAAGAAGAGAAGAAGAUUGAUGGAAAUGUUGGAGGGCAGAACGCUGGCGGUGGGAAGUCCGGUGAUGAGAACGGGGCCCUGGCCGUUGGCUCCUUGCUCAAUGAGACUAAAGAAAAGAAAGAGGCAAAAGAGAUUGAGAAGAACGGCGAAAUGUCAUCAGAGCCGAAAGAAGAGAAGACAAGUAUUGGGGAGGUAAAGGGCGAACCAGAGAAAACACCAGCAGCUGCCGCAGAUGCAGAAGGCAAAGAAAACAAUAAAUCUGAGAAGAAAACCGCAGAUAAAGAGGUGAAGGGUGAAGUACAAGAGCAAGAACCUGAAGCUGCAGCAGAUGCAAAACACGAAGAAGACAAGAAAUGUGAGAAGGGGAAUAUUGCAGCUAAGGAGGUGAAGGAUGAACCAGAGAAAGCACUGAAGAUCAUGACUCUGGAUAAGGAGGCUAAGGGUGAACCAGAAAAAGCACCUGAAGCUGCAACAUAUGCCAAUAACAAAGAAGAAAAAAUAUAUGAGAAGAAUAGUACCGGAGAUAAGGAGAUAGAGGGUGAACCAGAGAAAGCACUGCAGAAGACCGCAGAUAAGGAGGUAAAGGUUGAAGUAGAGAAAGAACCAAAGAAGACCCCAGAUAAUGAGAUGAAGGGUGAAUCAGAGAAAGCACCUGAACCUGCAGCAAAUGCCAUAAACAAAGAAGGCAAUAAAUAUGGGAUGAAUACAGUAAAUAAGGAGGUAAAAGGGUGAACCGGAGAAAGCACCGAAGAAGGCCGCAGACAAGGAGAUAAGAGGGAUAACCAGGGAAGGCAUCUGAAACUAGCCAGCUGCAACACACGAUGCAAAAGAACCCCAUAAAAAAAAAAAAAAAAAAAAA